AAGGUGACUCUUAUGAUCCAGCUGGACCCUUUGGCCACUUUGCCACGUACAGCGUCGAGACGAGAGAUCGGGUCCGUUGUAUCAGUGCCGAAAGCGGAGUUCCUAUGUCUACUCAAUGGAAUGCGACGCCGUAUUACUAUCCGAUCCAGAUUGCGCAGUAUGGUUUGCAGCAUUACAGCAGGAUGUUAGUCAACAAAACGGAUCAGGAUUUGAUCGAAAAAGGCUUGGAAAGUGCGGAGUGGAAGGGAUCGCCGGACUCACAAGAUUCGAGCGAGCGCGUUUUCUACCAUGAUGAUGAAAAGGGUCCCUUGGUCAACAUCACAACCUCUGGAGAGCUAUCGAAUGCUGGUUGUUACGUGUUCUUGGACCAAUCGCCCCUGCACUACGUCAUUUCAUUCGAAUGGUUAUCUAUUCAAAAUGCAUCCUUUACCGUCCUUGUGCGAAUUAUUGAAACCGACAUGCUGGUGCUGCUCAACUAUGUUGCUCAGCAUGAUUCACGCUGCGUUUGGAAUGAUUCGGUGUCAUUCGCAGGUAGUGAACAGGUGUCAUUCUCGUUCUCACUCGGUAAACCGCGAAAAGACUGGCAGUCCACUACUAGAGAUAUCUUGGUGGAUACUUCGCGGGCGCUAUCAAGUAUGAAUACAAGUAAAAAGAGGGACGGAAAUGUGAUACUCCAUCCAGGAGAUAUUAAGUUAGUGUCAGUCGGCUUUCGAGGUGCUGUAAUUGUCAAGCAGAGAAUUGUACAAUCUCGGAAUGCUCAUUUCAAAUUCUUCUUAACGGCGGCCGAUUGGUUAGCUUCAAAUCAAGAUGAUGAGGCCUAG
Molecule: messenger RNA, 821 nt
Organism: Cooperia oncophora
Lineage: Eukaryota; Metazoa; Nematoda; Chromadorea; Rhabditida; Trichostrongylidae
Source: the annotation of a GenBank genome assembly